AUGACGCCGGGUUCUCCAGAUGAAGCUCUUCACUUUCGAGGCAAAACUCUGACUCCAGAGAGCCCUCGUCCGCUACACGUCGCGGAACCGACCAAGAUCCCUGUGCUGCAGAACCAAAUGGACCCGGUGUUCAAUGAUACGUCGACUUAUUUUGACACGCCCUUGUCAGACCUUGAAAAUGGUUCCCAGAUGCACCAUCAAAAUGGACACUAUGCAGAAUCGGAGAACGUGACGAGGUAUCAGGCGCUGGAUCAUCAUCACUAUCAAGAAUACCAUCAACCACCACCGUCGUCGACACAAACACAAGGUAGCUUUCACACUGGUUCUUUGCAGGCGGAUGAUCAAUCAGUGGACAAGAAAAAUGAGACUUCACUUUCUGCGGGGACAGCAACUGCUAAGCCUUCCCUUCCAUCAAAUCAAUCCGCAGUAGCAGACGAGGAUUCCUCUACUGCGCCGGCCAUAGCAGCAAACUCAUCUCUAACUGUUCUUCCUUCGUCAGAUCCUGCUGCCCCUCUAGCUCACCCUAACCCCGAUGUCCCUCCCUCUGCCUCCUCUCAGGCUGCCCAGAUCCUGCCCGUCGCGAACGAGGUAAAUCACGCCGUGGCCAGCUGGGCUGCGCAGUCGGCACCGCAUGAUCGCUUAGAUUACCAAGCCAAACCCGAAGAUAAUACUGGUGAGGGUGGUGUGGACUUCCAAAACCUCCUCGAUAAUCUUCCUCCUCCCUCUACCGCCGCUCCGUCUCCUCCCCUACCCUCAGAGACUGCCCCUUCGUCUGCGGACGACGUCUCUGAAGCUCCUCAAGGCCUCCCCCCUCGUCCCCCGCCCCAGGAGAAGCCCUCUAUCCAUCCUAAUUACCAUCCCACCGAUGAUAUCCGCUCGUAUCAUCAACUCCACCCUCACCCUGCCAGCACUUCCACUACCUACCCUUCCCAGCAAAGUAAUUAUCAGUCCAACCUAGGACUUCCUUCCUUGGCCGCUUCCGGCGCUCCUGGAACCGCCUCGGGUGCCAGCUCGUUGCCUCCACCACCUGGUCCCAGCUUCCAGCAACCGGCCCCCUCAACCGCCGAAUCGUCUCAGGAGCCCCCCGCAACGGCAGCUUCUCCGAAUGGUCGCAUCGAGAAGCCGGUCGGCCGUGUCGUCAAACCCGGAGACGAAGAUGUUCCGUGGGGCCCAGACGUACAGAAGAAAUAUGACCAAUUUCUACAUGAUGAGAGAGUGUACGUAACUGAGGGACUUUGGGAUCGCUUCCCAGCGGGGUCCCGGUUGUUCGUGGGUAAUCUACCGACGGAGAGGGUCACAAAACGGGAUUUGUUUCAUAUCUUUCACCAAUACGGCAAACUGGCCCAGAUAUCGAUUAAGCAAGCCUACGGUUUUAUCCAAUUCGUCGACGCCUCCGCCUGCAAGCAUGCGCUCGAUUGUGAGCAAGGAGCUGUGGUAAGGGGUAGGAAAAUUCGUAAGUUGGCACUGCGGUCCCUGCGAAUAUUCGGGCCUGGGUUGACUCUGCCUUACGCAGACCUUGAGAUUUCAAAACCACAGAGGAAUACUCGGGCAGGACCACCGCCACCUGAACCAUCUCGUGGUGCUCCACCCCGGCGGUCCAGGUCCCCGGAAUACAGCAGAGGCGGACCUCCCAGCAGCCGUAAUACGAGGGCUUCGGGAGAUCGCUAUGAUCGACCUUACGAGUCAGGUAGAGUCCCAUUUAGUGACUUUAGAGAUGAGCCGAACCACCGCAGACGCGACGAUUAUCGACCCCCUCCACGAUCGCCAUCUCCACGUCCGUUCCGAGGAAGAGAUGGGUACAGAUCUCGGGAUAGAACUCCUGAACGGUACGAUCGUCGUGAGAGACGCCGUUCUCGGUCACCAUAUGGAAGAGACAGACGGUAUCGGACUCCUAGCCCCAGGGGCCGCAGCGCAUACGACAGUGAUUCGGACUUGCCAGUGCCCAGGAGAGCCCCGCGAGACGUCCCGGAAGUGCAGAUUUUGGUUCUUGAAGAAGUUGACCGUAACUUCAUCUUCCAUGUGGAGAAUGCCUUCCGCAAUCGAGGCCUUCGGGUGGAUGUCCUGGUGUUGGGUCCUCGCAUACCACUGAACGCGGCAGUUCAGCGGCAGAUCAAAGAAGGGGUUCUCGCUGUUGUGAGACUGUCUCGUCCGAACCAAUUCUCGAGGAAGAUUCCUUUGCAGGUCUUUGACCGCAGUGGUGGGCCAGACAAUGUUCGCUUCAAUGAAUAUCCAGAAGUCGAGCCCAACAUCGCCGCCGAGAUCAUAUUUCAUGCCCAAGCCAUGCAGCGCGGUGCUACUUCACUUCCUUUCCAACCCAAUCCAGCAUUUGCAAUGCCGUCACUUCCCACCGCGCCCAUUCCUCAAGCACCAUUGCCGGCGGUUCCUGCGUCUUCCAAUGUCGCUAAUGUGAUUUCGUCUCUUGAUGGGCCUACCCUUCAGUCUCUCUUGAGUGCACUGCAGCAGCGACAGCAACAACCCGUUCCCGCUGCACAGCCCUUUACAGCUGGCAACAUGCCUCAUACCACUGCAGAUCUCGCAAGCCUUUUGAGCGGAGCAACGCGGCCACCUAUUCCUACGAACCCUCAACAACACCUGCCUCCGCAGUACUCGGUACCAGUCACCAAUGCUCCGGUAGUUCCGGAUCCUAAUUUGAUCUCUUUGCUUACCAAGGGCCUGGGUGGACAACAGCAACCACAGCAGCAGAACCUGGCGACUGUGAAUCCUCACGUUCAAAACAUUAUGAAUCAGUUAAGCAAGUGGAAACAAUGA
Messenger RNA from Aspergillus fumigatus Af293, 2769 nucleotides. RefSeq names its product putative RNA-binding protein (Nab3). The record is from RefSeq and is a predicted model, not a curated record. Lineage: Eukaryota; Fungi; Ascomycota; Eurotiomycetes; Eurotiales; Aspergillaceae. The transcript has 4 exons. Bases 1 to 2769 code for a protein of 922 amino acids. Gene Ontology annotation, molecular function: RNA binding.